CAACAAACACAAAACCGUAAGUGUGUUGAAAAAAGAAACCUUCCUCUGUGGUUCGGCGAUAGUGAUACACACCAUGGAGUUAGCUUUGAGCCUGGGUGAUACACCGAAGCCGUUUACAUUUCUUGACAAAACACCGAAGAUGUCUAGCAAGGAUGUCGGGUUCUGCAUGGGCUUAGGAAGUGCUUUCAGCGGAAGAUCUGACGAGAAAAGAGAGACCCGUCAGGGUGAAGAUCGGAGAGAAGUGAUUAGAGAUGAGGGGGAAAGGAGAUUACUUUCUUCAGAUCCACCUGUGCAGCUUGAUCUUUUACCUUUCUCGCCUGUUCCACGCAGCCAGCCGCCAACACAGCUUCGUUUUCCUUGGCUUGCUGAUAACUUGGUGCCCGAACCGGGUCCGUCGGAUGGAACGGGAAAAGGGUUGGAUGUAAACCGCUUCCCGGCGGUUGCUAUUGCGGCGGAAGAGGCUGACGAUGGGACGGCCCUGUCCUCUCCAAACAGUACAGUUUCAUCGUUUCAGAUGGAUUUCUGUGUUAGGAAUGGUGGACGAACGAAGAGAGACUUGGAGGUUGAGACUGAAAGAGCCAGCGAUGAUGACGAAAACGGGUCGACUCGGAAGAAACUCAGACUCACCAAAGAGCAAUCUGCUUUUCUUGAGGAGAGUUUCAAAGAACACAGUACUCUCAACCCAAAGCAAAAGCUUGCUCUGGCAAAACAGUUAAAUCUUCGUCCUCGGCAGGUAGAAGUGUGGUUUCAGAACAGAAGAGCAAGGACGAAGCUAAAGCAGACAGAGGUAGAUUGUGAGUAUUUAAAGAGAUGCUGCGAGACACUGACACAGGAGAAUAGGAAGUUACAAAAGGAACUGCAGGAAUUAAGAGCUCUGAAAACCUCUCAACCUUUCUACAUGCAGCUUCCUGCCACCACUCUCACCAUGUGUCCAUCUUGUGAGCGCGUGGCCACCACCACCACCUCUACUACAGGCUCUUCCGGUGCUACUGCUGGCAACAACAACAACAGCACCACAAACAAAGCGGCCUUGUCACUUGCAAAGGGCAGGUUAUACCAGUUACAACAAGCUCACAUGCACCAGGCCCAACCUCACCAAGCUGCUUCAUGAGAUGUCACUAAUUGUCUUGUGUUCUGCACCGUUUUCCAGUUGUAUAUACUUUUGGCUUUUAGCAUUUUCCUGUUUCCCGUCUCGACCAAUUUGUCUCUAGUGGGGUUUCCUUGUUAAUGGAGUUUUUGAACGGGAUAGAGGGGGUGAUAUAUUUGUUGAUUGACGUGAAAAUACAGAAGAUUUUGUUACCAAA
This is a messenger RNA of Juglans microcarpa x Juglans regia, 1304 nucleotides long. RefSeq names its product homeobox-leucine zipper protein HOX11-like. Gene Ontology annotation, molecular function: DNA-binding transcription factor activity, RNA polymerase II-specific; sequence-specific DNA binding. The record is from RefSeq and is a predicted model, not a curated record. Gene Ontology annotation, biological process: regulation of DNA-templated transcription. NCBI's taxonomy places the organism in Eukaryota, Viridiplantae, Streptophyta, Magnoliopsida, Fagales, Juglandaceae. The coding region runs from base 74 to 1111 and encodes 345 amino acids. The transcript has 4 exons. Gene Ontology annotation, cellular component: nucleus.